AUGGUUCUCAUUGAAUGCAAGCGACUGCCAAAAGAUGAGUACAGCAAGGACUACGAUGUUUUUCUGGUGUCGAUACCUGGAGUCACAAAUAUUGGUGAGGCGACGGAUGUGCUGCAACAAAUGCGAAAUACACGUGUGCGCAUCAAGUGGAUGAUGGCGGCCGCGAAACAACUUGCGAAAGACUUCUGUUCAGAGGAGCAGCAGCACCACCUUCUGGGUCCUGUUGCUGACGCUGAGCGUUACAUGUCACUUGAACGAGCAGAAAGGCGGUUGACAUGCACCCAGAAAGAGUUAGACGAUCUGGUUGAUGCAUUCAAGGGGGGCGCCAUGAUUCUCUUCCCGGCUGAGUGCAGUGGGACGGAUGCGGUAAAACGUUUAGCACAACUUUUGGAUGAUGACAACACCACCGACACGGAGCGAUCCAAGGCACACCGCCUUUUGAGCAUUAUAGACGAUGGGGCAACGACAGAGGAUAUCCUGCAGGGUGUGGCGACCAUGUGGUGGAGCGGCAAACAACUCGAUCGAGCUGCCGACUUUACAAAGUACGUGGGCAAGAACGAAAAGACAAAGAUUACGGUAAAACUUACGGCCAAGGAUGCUCCUGCACCCCCGCGAGAACCUGCAUUAGAUGCCAAGGCGCAGUCUGAGCUUAUGGCUUACUACUUCAGGAAACAGGAGGAAAUGAAGAAGAUGAUAGAAGACGAGGAUCUCAGCUACGGCAACAGCGCCUGGGCCAAUCCACAGGGCCUCAAGUCUCAACUGCAUGGCUUCGAUUCGGUGAAGUUCAAGCCGGGGUAA
Molecule: messenger RNA, 798 nt
Organism: Trypanosoma cruzi
Lineage: Eukaryota; Euglenozoa; Kinetoplastea; Trypanosomatida; Trypanosomatidae
Exons: 1
Coding region: 1-798 (265 amino acids)
Biological process (GO): regulation of cilium movement
Source: RefSeq, a predicted model, not a curated record